Helianthus annuus (common sunflower) is the source of this 586-nucleotide messenger RNA. Its product is annotated as ATPase 2, plasma membrane-type-like. Gene Ontology annotation, cellular component: plasma membrane. Gene Ontology annotation, molecular function: P-type proton-exporting transporter activity. Bases 1 to 570 code for a protein of 189 amino acids. The record is from RefSeq and is a predicted model, not a curated record. The transcript has 3 exons. NCBI's taxonomy places the organism in Eukaryota, Viridiplantae, Streptophyta, Magnoliopsida, Asterales, Asteraceae. Gene Ontology annotation, biological process: regulation of intracellular pH; proton transmembrane transport.
AUGGAAGCUGUAGUGUGGGAAUUCAACUCAGGUAAGAAGCUGAGUGAAGAGCAUGUUCCUAUGAGUUUGAAAUUGAGAUGUUGCAAAGGAGCCAUGUCUGGUCUUAUUGAUAUCUUUUUUGUCACUCAUGAGGUCUUUCAUAGUAUCUUAAUCAUCAGUUUCAUCAAAGAAAACAAUGCUGGAAACGCGGCUGCUGCACUUAUGGCUGGUCUUGCCCCUAAAACUAAGGUUCUAAGAGAUGGUCAUUGGAGUGAACAAGAACUAGAAGCUUCCAUCUUGGUCCCAGGAGAUAUUAUCACUAUCAAAUUUGAUGAAAUUGUUCCCGUUUAUGCUCGUCUUCUAGAGGGUGGUCUUUUAAAGGUUGACCAAUCUGCCCUCACUGGUGAAUCACUUCCUAUGAACACGAAUCCGUAUAAUGAGGUGUUCUCUGGAUCAACAUGCAAGCAAGAUGAAAUCAAAGCUGUUGUUAUUGCCACUGGUGUGCACACUUUCUUUGGUAAGGCUGCACAUCGUGUGGAUAGCACUAACCAAGUUGGUCAUUUUCAACAAGUUGAUUACCCUCGACGAUAAACUUUAACAUGUUAAA